Messenger RNA from Arctia plantaginis, 2784 nucleotides. The record is from the annotation of a GenBank genome assembly. NCBI's taxonomy places the organism in Eukaryota, Metazoa, Arthropoda, Insecta, Lepidoptera, Erebidae.
AUGAUAGGCCCCGCUUGUCGAGUAGCUGGUGUUAAAAUAGCUAACAAUGUCACUACUACUCGACCUAAAUCUACUGUACCAGCUUGGCAGUAUAGAAUUGAACGUCGUAUUACUGAGACCAGGACACUCAUCGGUAAGCUUAUUAGCUACCGAUCAGGGAAUAUGCGGCCGAGAGUGAUGCGCUUUGUGAAACAGGCAUUCUUGGGGACUACCAUUAGUCCUCAGCAGUACAUGUCAUGUGUCACAGAGCGCAUAGACUUUCUAAAGCAGAAAAUUUAUGCAUGGGCAAAUAGGAUAAGACGGUAUAAAAAACGAACAGAUCGGUAUAAUCAGAAUCGGAUGUUCCAAAGAAAUGAGAAGUGGGUGUACCGGAAAUGGGAGGAACCGGAUCCAUGUGUGGGUGAUAGGCAUUUGCCAGAUGAAAAUGUCACAAAUACAUUUUGGCGUAACAUCUGGUCGGUGCCUGUCACUCAUAUAGAAGGUGAUUGGUUGCAGGAUGUCAGACGCUCAUGUGAGUCUAUAACACCUAUGGAACCUGUUAAAAUUGAUAAAGAUGAUGUAAGUUGUGCAGUUCGUUCAUUACCGAAUUGGAAAUCACCUGGUCCAGACGGACUGCACAACUUUUGGCUUAAGUGGUUCCGAAGCUCACAUGCGCGUUUGGCAUCUCAAUUCCAGGCAGCUUUGGAUUCGGGUUCAUUACCCCAAUUUUUAACCACUGGCAUAACCCACUUACUCUAUAAGUCUGGUAGUGUCAUGGAUCCCAAAAAUUUUCGACCUAUUACAUGUUUACCUACCAUGUAUAAACUUCUAACAUCUAUUCUGAGACUCAAAAUUACUUUACAUAUUAAUAAUAAUUCGAUUAUGUCAGUUUCUCAGAAUGGAUGUAGAAGUGGGACCCGUGGCACUAAAGACCUCCUUAUCAUAGACAUGACCAUUAGCCAACAGGUACGUUGUAAUCGUAAGAGUUUGGCGACGUGUUGGAUAGAUUAUAAGAAGGCCUAUGACUCGGUUCCACACACAUGGCUUUUGAAGGUGCUGGAGUUGUAUAAAAUUGAUACAACUCUGUGCACUUUCUUGAAGUCAUGUAUGGGGCAAUGGAGAACGGCACUUCGCUAUCCAGGAUGUCGGCAGACAGCGAUACACGAUGUACUAAUAAAGAUCGAGCGGGGUAUAUUUCAAGGUGAUAGUCUGAGUCCCUUGUGGUUUUGUCUGGCUUUGAACCCUCUUAGCACUUUAUUAGAGGGUUCAGGGUUAGGCUAUAGGUUGCAGAAAGAUGAUCAAGUUAUAUCUCACCUUCUUUAUAUGGAUGAUUUGAAACUGUUAGCCUCCAACAAAUUACAAUUGACAAAGUUACUAAAGGUGACGGAAAACUUUAGUAAUUCUAUCAAAAUGGAAUUUGGUGUAGACAAGUGUGCAGUCAUGUAUGUAAAGAAGGGUGUGAUAGUUGAAUCUGAAGGAAUAGAGCUUUUGGAUUCAACAAAACUCAGAUCUCUGUCUGCCACUGAAACUUACAAGUAUCUGGGUAUAUCACAGUCGUUGGGAAUACCAGAAUCUAACAUGAAACAAACAUUGCAGGAACGCUUUUUUGGCCGCUUGAAAAAAGUACUUAAAAGUCUUUUAUCAGGGGGCAACAAGGUGCGAGCCUGCAAUGGUUGGGUCAUGCCGGUUCUAAUGUAUUCCUUUGGUAUACUUAGAUGGACUCAGACCGAAUUAGAUGCCCUUGACAGGAAAGUCCGCACACUGCUGACUGCAUCCCGAAUGCACCACCCACGUUCAUCAGUUAUGAGAUUGUAUAUCCCGCGAAAGCUUGGGGGUCGCGGUCUAUUAAAUAUCAAGACCCUACAUAAUCGCGAGGUAUGCAAUCUCAGAGAAUAUUUUCUACAUACCGACGUGGGAGUGCAUCGCAAUGUAGUUGCAGUGGAUACCGGCUUCACCCCGCUCGCUCUGGCUAAAGAGAAUUGGCGCAGACCUGUAGUACUUGGUGUUAAUGAUCGCAGGGAAGUAUGGAAGGGCAAAGAGCUUCAUGGUCGGUUUUAUCGGGCCCUAAACUGGUCCGAUAUAGAUUUAAAAGCAUCUACGACUUGGCUACGGCAUGGUGAUCUCUUUGGAGAAACUGAAGGUUUUGUUUGUGCGAUUAUGGACGAAGUUAUCAUGACGAAUAACUAUCGGAAAUAUAUCCUGAAAGAUGGUACGGUUGACAUCUGUCGGGCAUGCCACCGUCCUGGGGAAUCAAUCAGGCAUAUCAUUUCUGGUUGUUCUCGUCUUGCUAACGGUGAAUAUUUGCAUAGGCACAACCAAGUAGCCAGGAUUGUACACCAACAGCUUGCCCUUAAAUACCAUCUUGUGAAUCUAGAGGUGCCAUACUACAGGUAUGUGCCCGACCCAGUUCUCGAGAAUGGUCGGGCCACGUUGUAUUGGGAUCGAUCUAUUAUCACAGACAGGACUAUUGUUGCUAAUAAGCCUGAUAUUGUAGUGAUAGAUCGAUUAGAGCGCCGCGCAAUGAUUGUUGAUAUCGCCGUUCCUCAUGACGAGAAUCUCGUGAAAGUUGAAAAAGAAAAACAAAUAAAAUAUUUGGAUUUAUCUCACGAGAUUGUCGAUAUGUGGAAUGUCGAUUCAGUGAUAAUUGUUCCGAUAGUCGUAUCUGCUCACGGAUUGAUAGCCAAGAGCCUCGACCAACACCUUAAGAGGCUCACGUUGGACGGCUGGAUCAAGGGUCUAAUACAGAAGGCAGUCCUCCUUGACACGGCUCGUAUAGUGAGGAGGUUCCUAUCUUUGCAGUCCUAA